Molecule: messenger RNA, 342 nt
Organism: Brassicogethes aeneus
Lineage: Eukaryota; Metazoa; Arthropoda; Insecta; Coleoptera; Nitidulidae
Source: the annotation of a GenBank genome assembly
AUGCCAAAAAUAUCCUCGCUCAAGUGUACUCUAGACACUUUAGCUACAUAUUGCAACUGCAUCCUGGCCGACUAUCUGAAAGUGUUCGUCCACUUGGAGGGAGGAGGGGAGGUGAGCGAGUACACCCCGUGGGAGAGCAUGUUGUGCGGCGGACUGGCAGACGUCCCCACGUUUCUCUACUCCUCGGGGCCCGGACUCGUGCUCGAGUUCCACUCCGGACCGCAAACGGGCAACGCGACCGGUUUUUCCGGCACCUUCAAGUUUAUAGACAGGAGAAAAUUUAUCGUCAACAAUUUACCGCCAGCAAUUUACCGCCAGCAAUUUACCGCCAGCAACUUAUAG